AUGUUGUUCGAUAUUAAUCGUUUCCAUUUCUUCGUCCUUCUCACCUGGCAGUUCGCCAUCUUCUUUGCUUCACAACAGAUAUUUCCAAUCUUCUUGAACUAUGUUCCUGAAUGGCAAUGUGGUGAUGGGCCUAUCGGCAAGAACUGUGCCGAAUACGACAGAUGUGGAGGAAAUGUUACUUUCAUAGGAAAAGUAUAUGAUUCAGCUGCUUUAGAAUAUGGUUGGAUAUGUAGUAAUAAUUAUAUUGGAACAACUCUGUUACCUCAGGCUCAGUUCUUGGGAGUUCUACUCGGCACUUUCUCGUUUGGAACUGUUUCGGAUAUAUUUGGCAGGAAGCCAAUAGCUAUUAUUGCUAUGAGUCUCGGACUUACGAUGAAUUUCAUAACAGGAUUGGCUUCUUCAUGGAAGAUCUUCCUUGUCAUUCGGUUCUUCGUCGGUUUAUCUGUCGGAGGGACUUUAGUUGUAGUUUGCACUUUUGUUAUGGAAAUGCUUCUUCCACAACAACGAAUGGCGCUCCGAGCAUUCUUUAAUUGGGGAGUCGCAAGACUCAUCAUGACUUUAAUCUGUCUAGCUUUACCUGAAUGGCGACAAUCUAGUUUCGCAUGUGCUUUAGCUGCCUUACCAGCUCUCUUCAUCCUUAUUUUCAUUUUCCCAGAGAGUCCAACAUGGCUUCACAACAAAGGACGCCUUGAUGAUAUGAGAAAGAGUGAGAUGCACAUCGCGAAAUGGGCAGGUGUUGAGUACCAACCAAUUGAGCACGAAAAAGUCGAACAUAAUAAAACGGUGUGCGAACUGUUGACUUCUUGCAACUUACUACGUCGUCUGGUUGUUCUAUGGCUUAUGUGGUUUGUCGCUUCCAUCUGUGGUUAUGCAACUGAUUUGAACUCGAAUACCAUCAGUGGAGAUUUCUUCCUUAACCAAAUUCUGUUUUCUAUUCUUAUUGCUGCUUCAAAAAUCGCGCUGGUGAUAUUCGAUUCAAAUGUUCCAGCUUUCUCAAGACGUUCUCUCCAUCAAGGAGCCCAAUCCAUCGUUUGUGUAUGUUUCCUUAUCUUGACUGUCUUGACUAUCAAAGAAUACCGCGGAACCGUUAUCUUAAUUGUUUCUUUAAUUGGAACUGUAUUCAUUGAGUAUACAUGGGAUGCCUGCUAUUUGUGCGCCGUUGAGUCUAUGGAGACAGCAUACCGAGCUAGUGCUACUGGCACAUGUUCGUUGAUGGCUCGUGUAGGAGCCUUCAUAGCUCCAUAUUUGAACCAAGCCACAUCGGUCUGGCCACCAGCUCUCUAUCUUACAGUUGUAGUUCUCGGAACCGUCAACUUGGGAAUGUCCUACUUCUUCUUAGUUGAAACGAAAGGAAUUAACUUGGAUAAGGUUAAAAUUCCUGAUGAUGAUGCCGAAGAUCAGUUAAUAGAAGCAACACCAAUGGUUGAACAGCCAGUUCAAGAAAAAUCUAAUGAAUAG
Messenger RNA from Auanema sp. JU1783, 1458 nucleotides. The record is from the annotation of a GenBank genome assembly. Lineage: Eukaryota; Metazoa; Nematoda; Chromadorea; Rhabditida; Rhabditidae.